GGGAUGUGAUCAGCCUUGGGGACCGGCAGCUCACUGUCAUGCACAUGCCAGGCCACUCCAGAGGCAGCAUCUGCUUGCACGACCAGGACAGGAGGAUCUUGUUCAGCGGCGACGUGGUGUACGACGGAGCCAUGAUCGACUGGCUGCCCUACAGCAACGUCAGCGACUACGUGGCGAGCUGCCAGCGGCUCCUGGGGUUAGUGGACAGAGGCCUCGUGGAGAAGGUCCUGCCGGGGCACUUCAACAUAUUUGGGGCAGAAAGGCUGUAUGGGCUAGCUUCCAACUACAUUUCUCAAGCUGGAUUUUGCCACAAGGUUUCUGCUUGUGCCAUGAGGUCCAUCGCCAGCGUAGCACUCCGCGUUACAAAUUCCAGAGUCUCUUCGUAG
Merops nubicus (carmine bee-eater) is the source of this 386-nucleotide messenger RNA. RefSeq names its product metallo-beta-lactamase domain containing 2 (gene MBLAC2). The transcript has a single exon. Lineage: Eukaryota; Metazoa; Chordata; Aves; Coraciiformes; Meropidae. The record is from RefSeq and is a predicted model, not a curated record. The annotation marks the transcript as partial.